AUGGCUCUUAUACUUUCUGAAUUUUCUUAUAAUGUAUUUUAUCAAGUGUUUCAAAAAAUUAUUCAAGGAAUAAACGUAAGUUUAGAUAUCAAGUUUACCAAUGACCACACCAAAUAUGAACUUUGUGAACCUCAAUUUUUCACUGGAAGCAAGAAUGGGACCCCACUAGUUGAAAUUAAACCUUCCCAAACCCUUAAAACAGACUUUUCAGGCAAUUUUUUUUCAAAAGGAAUGAUAUUAUAUAAAGUGAAAGAUGAUUCGGAUUUUCAUUAUCUUGUAAUUACAUGGAAAGUCAAAAUUGGAAUGAUGCGAGGAAAAAAUUCAGUUGCCAUCCACAUACUUGAUGAUUUACCGAAAGAAAGUUUUUACAACGGAUUACAUGGGAAAGCAAAUAGAAAAUAUCCUGGAGAAAAUAUUAACCCUGAAAAUUUAUAUUAUCGUAUAUCUGGAGGCAUUAGUGAUGGAGUGCGAACACAGUUGUCUGAAUCUGUGGAUUCUGAAUCAAAGUUGGAUGAAUUAGCCUCUGUCUCAGAUUUUAUUCAUCUGAGCAUUGGGGUACAUGAGUUUUUUCAAAGUUGA
Messenger RNA from Cetraspora pellucida, 579 nucleotides. The record is from the annotation of a GenBank genome assembly. Lineage: Eukaryota; Fungi; Glomeromycota; Glomeromycetes; Diversisporales; Gigasporaceae.